UCGGAUGAGAUCGUGUAAAUAUUUCCGGUUUAGCCCCUACGGGCGUUUAGUCUCUAGUUUGAUUCCGAGAGUAUUUUGGACCCCUGCGUGGACACCAUAAAUAUCUCUCCCCUCUCUCUCUCACCCCUCGCGCCAGGCACCAAGACCAGAGCCGCCUCCCACCCUUUCCUGGUGCCCCUGCUCUGUCGUUCCCGUCGCCCCUUCUGUCCUCCCCUGUGUUCUGGUUUUGUUUUUCCUCCUUCCUUCUUUCUUCUAGGGUUAGAAUUUGAGAUGGAGGAUUGAGACUUUGAACCACGAAUUCAUGGGAAAGGAAGCCCUCUCUUCCUUUUGUCCUCCGGGAUUUUGAUCCGAUCUGAAUUUGUGUGCAUCUAGUUUUUCCUUUUUGUGUUGGUAUUUGUUUCCCCCUUCCUAUUUGAUUGGCGCAGGUCUGCUGGGCGUGAUGCAUUAGGCACGCAAGCAGUAGGCGCUGGUUUUUUGGUUCUUGACUCUUGGCGCAGGGAAGCUUCAGGCUCUGGCUUGAGUAGCUGCCAAGUGUUGGGGGGCGUGACUCCUAGGGCGGCUGAGGUGCCGCUGCUCUGCAUGACCGGCAGCACCAUCUGCCGCUGGUGGAGGUGCUGACCUUGGAUCGCGCGCAGAGCCCAGGUGCGGCCGGCUGUGCGCAGCUGGGGGCGGCAGCCAUCUCGCUUGUGCAGCAGGCGCUGAACUCAGAACAGCUUGCUGCAGCAGCAGCCUGCGCAGCAGCAGGGCGCGGCUCUGGUGGAGCGUUUGCAAGCUAACUCUUUUCUUUGAUUCACAGCAACAAUUUUGGUUUCCUUGUUUGUGUGAUUCUUGUGCAGGGAGACGAAUCGAGUGCGUGUGUGGGAAAUCCCGGCUCAGAUCGUGUUCGUUCUUCAUCAGCACAACUCUGCACAUAAGCGCCACUGUCUCGCGGGCCUCUGUUAGUUCCUGCCGUGUCGGGUCAGAACAAAAAAAAGAAGAAGAAGCGAACAUAAAUUCGCGGACAGACAACCGUACAUGGAGAAUUCCAGCAACGCGUAUAUUUUACUAGUCAUCACACGGCAGCAUGUAUAUGCACCGGCAUGAUCAUGCAAUGAGCAGUGGCACCGGUCGAGCGCAAUUAUGCGGCCACGUUCUCGUGCACAGUGUGUGAAACUGCCAAGCAGUCUCGCUCGAGAUCCAGCAGGAGAUCGACCACUACCUCUGCAGUGAAGGUGUACGGCGGCUGCUGCUAGUGUCCGCGGCGUGAUGGGCGACGACGGCGCGACGAAGACGGCAGCGGCGGCGACGGGCCUCAAGCAGAUCGUGCGGCUGCGGGAGCUGCUGCACAAGUGGCAGCAGGCCAUGGCGCUGGGGGGCGGCAUCAGCAAGCCGCCGCGGGAGGAGGAAGAGGAGGGCCACGGCGGCGGGGCGCCGGGCGACGAGGAGCUGGUGGCGUCGGCGAUCCCGCCGUUCGUGAUGCAGCGGCUGCGGCGGACGGAGACGGUGGACUCGCUGCUGUCGGACGACGAGAGCUGCCAGAGCCCGGAGCCGCCGCCGGACGUGCCCCGCGGGUACUGCCCCGUGUACGUGGGGCCCGAGCAGCGGCGGUUCGUGAUCCCGACCAGCUACCUGGCGCACCCCGUGUUCCGGCUCCUGCUGGACAAGGCCGAGGAGGAGUUCGGGUUCCGGCACGAGGGCGCGCUCGCCAUCCCCUGCGAGACCGAGGCGUUCAAGUACAUCCUCCAGUGCGUCGAGCGCCACGACAAGGGCCUCGCCGCCGACGCCCAAGUUGCAGAAGCGAACCACCCGGCCAUAGCGCUGGAGCAAGAACCGGCGGCGAUGCACCAUGCUUAAAUCCUUAGACUAGCUAGAUGCAUGGUGUUUGCGUUGCAACGUGAUGUACACUUUUGUAAUUUUUCUUAAAGUUUUAUUAUUUUUUAAGCAAAAGGACUGCUGGUAUGUAUGAUGUCCAGUAUCUUCGAGGCAUUGUUUGUAGAGAGGUCAAGAAUUCAAAUAUAUCUGUCAUUCAGUCAGUCUCUUGCUAAUCACAAAGUACCUGGUUGUGAACUCGGUUA
This is a messenger RNA of Panicum virgatum (switchgrass), 2054 nucleotides long. RefSeq names its product auxin-responsive protein SAUR66-like. Gene Ontology annotation, biological process: response to auxin. Bases 1246 to 1833 code for a protein of 195 amino acids. NCBI's taxonomy places the organism in Eukaryota, Viridiplantae, Streptophyta, Magnoliopsida, Poales, Poaceae. The transcript is spliced from 4 exons. The record is from RefSeq and is a predicted model, not a curated record.